AUGGCCGGUUGGCUCUCUGGAUGCCUGGGCGGCUGUCUGGACUUUUGUCACGGUCUUCAGCUUUCGGGUUGCGAUGACCAGAUUUGGCAGGGCUGUGGCCUCAGUCGCGCCGAAGUGGAGCGAUACGGCCGACAGGUGGUUCUACCCAGCUUGGGCCCCGAGGGCCAGAAGAAACUGCUGCGAGGAAGUGUUCUGAUCGUUGGAGCCGGAGGCCUUGGAUGUCCUGUGGCGCUGUAUCUUGCUGCAGCAGGUGUAGGUCGCAUCGGGCUGGUGGACGCCGACACCGUGGCGCUGAGCAAUUUGCAUCGCCAGAUUGGGCACUUGGCGCGGUCCGUGGGCGUCAACAAGGCCACGUCGUUGGCGAAAGCCUGUCGUGAGCUCAACGCCACGGUGCAGCUGGAGGUGUGUCCACAGAGACUGAGUCGAUUGGAAGAGACCGCGGAGCUCAUUGCGCGUUACGAUUUGGUGGUGGAUUGUACUGACGCCCCACCAAGCCGCUACCUCUUGAACGACGGGGCCUUGUGUGCUCAGAGGCCUCUGGUGGCGGCAUCUGCUGUCGGGUUAAGUGGGCAACUGGCGGUGUACAACUUCGAGGGUGGUCCGUGCCUGCGCUGUGUGUUUCCGGUCUCGCUGGCAGAUGCGGAACCAGUGGCCUCCUGUGAAGAGCACGGGGUGCUGGGGCCCAUCGUUGGCACAGUGGGAUCGCUCGCAGCCUUGGAAGUCAUCAAGGUACUGGCCAAAGGUUCAGCGUUGCACAAGUCGUGUCUUCGUGGCAAGCUGCUGCUGUUUGAUCCCACCAGCAGUUUGCAGCCGUGCCGCACCGUCAAAAUACACAGGCAAGCGGAUUGUGCUGGAUGCGCACCCAAAGAUGGUGCCGCUCCGCCCAUGCCACCGGCUGGCUGUGCAAUGCCCCUUCCCAGGGAGGAAAUCAGUAUCUCUCCAAUCGAGCUCCACUCGCGGCUGCUGGCGCAUCGUCCCACCUUCCUUUUGGAUGUGAGGCAGCGUUCCCACUUCGCGGUCACCCGCCUGGCCUCCGCAGUCAACUGGCCGCUGACGGAGAUGAGUCGGGCCACGGAGGAAGAGAAGUUGAAGAAACUCAGCGCUGCCGGUGAUUCCUUGGUGGUUUGUGUCUGCCGUCGCGGCAAUGACAGCCUGACUGCGACGUUGCUGUUGCGCGAGGCUGGGAUUGUUGCGUUGAAUCUGCAGGGAGGUUUGCAGCAACUGAUGGCCGUUUCACCCGACUCCCGAGCCUCCCGAGCAUCACUUCCUGCACUGACCUGA
Messenger RNA from Cladocopium goreaui, 1281 nucleotides. Lineage: Eukaryota; Dinophyceae; Suessiales; Symbiodiniaceae. The record is from the annotation of a GenBank genome assembly.